Naegleria fowleri is the source of this 2586-nucleotide messenger RNA. RefSeq lists its product as uncharacterized. Bases 1 to 2586 code for a protein of 861 amino acids. Gene Ontology annotation, molecular function: chromatin binding. Gene Ontology annotation, biological process: DNA replication initiation. The transcript has 3 exons. The record is from RefSeq and is a predicted model, not a curated record. Lineage: Eukaryota; Heterolobosea; Eutetramitea; Acrasida; Naegleriidae. Gene Ontology annotation, cellular component: nucleolus.
AUGAGAAAACUCUCAAAAUCUUCCACGACGUCGAAAAGCAAGCCACAACAAGGAGCCAAGAAGAGCCAACGGGGAGGCAACAAGGCUGUCAAUAUGCAACAUAAGAGAAAGGUCCGAGAUGUGGAGAAUGAUGAUGAGGUACAUUUGAGUGAUUUGGAUGAAGCUGAUUUUGAAUUUGCGGAGAGAAUGAGUAGUUUAGCCUCUAUGAAAGAUUCCGAUUUUGAUACCAACAAGAAACGGAAGAAAAAACCAAAGUUUGGUGCUUCGGAGAGUGAAAUUAUGUCAGACGAUGAUGACGAUGGAAACAACAACAACUCAAAAGUAUCGGAAGAUGAGGAUGAUGUGAAAGUAAAACAAUUGGAAGAAAAUUACUCAAAAACAAGACUUGGAAAGAUCGUAGAAAAGGCUGAAAAAGUUCUUGAACAGAACGAAAAGGAAGAGUCGCAAAAGAAAGUGAAAAUGAAACUUCCUAUCAAGGGAGAAGACGGUGUCAUCCAAAAACAAGUCCAAGUUUUGGAAGACGAAAAACAACAGAAAAAAGGCUUGACGAAACAAGCAAAGAAAGACAAGAAGGAGCAACAAAAAAAGAAGAGCGAAAAUGAUGAACAAGAAGACGAAGAAAUUGAAGAGGAAGAUGAGGAUGAAGUUUUUGACUCACUCCAUGGAAAAAUUGAGGAAAAACCAGAAGAAACUGAACAACAAAAAGAAACCAAAAAACAAGAGAAAUUAAGACUACGACAAAUUUUAAAUGAUCCCGUUCUUAGAGAUAAACGAAGACAGCAAUUGAGUGUAGAGAUUGGUUCAAUAGCAUCUUCAAUUUUGGAAGUUCCUGAUCUGAAUCUGGGUAAAAUUACAAGAAUUUAUGACCUGUGUAUGGACGGAGAUGUUUACGUGAAAAAGUUAGCAGUACUCUCAAUGUGUGCUCUCUUUAAGGACUUACUUCCUGAUUACAAAAUUAAUUUAGAAGCUGCAGGAGAAGCAACACGUUUCUCAAAAGAGGUCAAAUCCAGAAGAAAUUUCGAAGGUAGUAUUUUGAAACACUACCAGAAAUAUGUACAAUUUAUUGAAAAGCAUGCUAAAACUGCAUCUUCGAAAAUUCAAUUUAUUGCUGCCAAGUGCAUGAGCGAACUUUUAGUUCAUAGACCAUACUUUAACUUCACACGAGAUAUAACUUCUAUUGUCGUUCCUUUACUUGACUCCAAGAAUGAUCAAGUUCGAGAAAUUGUGGCAGAGAAUAUUUCCCUUUUGUUCUCCAAUGAUCCCACAAAAGGGUCCACGACACUUGACAUUGUCGAAGAAAUUGCCACUUUGAUCACAAAGAAAAAGUAUGAAGUUUCUCCCACCAUGUUUGACGUUUUUCUUUCCUUGAGACUAAAGACAGCGCUUAAGGAUAAAGUGCUUCCCGAUACAAUUGUCAACAGGAAGAAAAAUAAGAAGAAUAAGAAGAGGGCUAAGGAUUUAUCUGAAAAUGAGGAACUUCAACGAGAGUUAAAAGAAGCUCAAGGAUCUACCUCAUCUGAAGUUAGAAAAAUCCAAACCGAUAUUCUGAGAAAUGUGAUUGUAUGCUAUGUGAGAGUUCUCAAACAACAACCAGAGUCUCCAAUUGUCUUUAGUGCUUUGGCAGGUUUGGCCAAAUUUUCACACUUGAUGAAUGUGGACUUGUUAUACUCAUUACUCGAUUAUAUGAAGGCCUUGCUUGAGUCUGCAGAGAAUGUGAAUGAGCUUGUUCAAUCACACCUUAGCGAAGAUGAAAUCAAGCGUUUUAAACCUGUGGAGCUUCCAAUUCGAACUGUUUUACAAACCUUGAUUACAACAGCUCGAUUAUUGUCUGGUAUUGGAGGUGCCAUAGAUAUUGAUCCAAAAGAAUUCUACACUCAACUUUAUAACGUGAUUGAUCGUGUAAUCACAUCCAAAUAUGAAGAGACUAACUUUAGGUUGUUGGUUGAUGCAUUGGUAUUACUUCUCCUGAAACCUGUGAAGAUUCCUCUGGUAAGAGUGGCUGCUUUCAUCAAAAAGAUGUGUUGCUACUGUUUCACAACUCAUAUUCACAUCACUGUCUGCUUUUUAGAAAUUAUUAGGGAGCUCUUCAUCAAAUAUCCAAGCGCUAAACAAAUGUUAAGUGGCGAAGAGAGUGGAAUUGGAAGUUAUUCUUUUGAUGAGACAGUACCUGAUAGUACAACGCCUUUUGCAAGCCCACUUUUUGAAUUGAGUCAACUACAAACCCAUUAUCAUCCUCAAUUACAACUUGCCCUCGAUGGUAUUCGAGGAGUGCUAGGAAUUAUGACCAGAUAUCAGCAAACCAAAGCUAAAGAGGAAUUGAAACAAAUGACAUGUGACGAUUAUCAACAAAUUCUUUCCGAUUACACACCUUUUACAGGAAUUUUGAAACCUCCUGUGCAAGCUCCACCUCCUCACCCACUGCAAGAAAAGUUAGAAAGACUCAUGGAAAAGAAGAGCAAUCCAGACUACAACAAGAAGAAGAAACAAAAGAUUCAAGAGAAACAAAUUUAUGUUACACCCUCAAUAGUGCACAUGAGAUCAACAUUUGCUCAAGAAUGUCUAGAAAAGUCUUCCAAAUUGCUUUAA